Messenger RNA from Cannabis sativa, 720 nucleotides. RefSeq lists its product as uncharacterized. The coding region runs from base 1 to 720 and encodes 239 amino acids. The transcript has 3 exons. Lineage: Eukaryota; Viridiplantae; Streptophyta; Magnoliopsida; Rosales; Cannabaceae. The record is from RefSeq and is a predicted model, not a curated record.
AUGGAUGCAAGGGACAAGCCAAUAAUUACUCUUCUAGAGAGUAUAAGGUUCUGGUCGAUGUGUCGAUUUUGCAAGAGAAGAGAAUCUGUGUUGAGGUGGACAGAAACUGUCCACAACAAUAUUGUGAAGAUUGUCAGACAACGGCAGAACGUUUCACGACACUGUUCAGUUACACGUGCCAAUGCAACAAUAGUAUUCCAGCUCUCAAGAAUACCUUGUGGACAUGCUUUGGCUGCUAUUUGGUUUUGCAACCAUCAUCAAUGGGGUUAUAUUCAUGAUUACUACCAGAAGCAAGCAUUUCAAGCUGCUUAUGAAGGCACAAUAUUUCUUAUGUCUAGCCCAGACCAAUGGCCCAACAAAGGUCAUAAUCCGAUCUUGCCUCCUGGAGACCACAACCUUCCGGGCAGACCAAGAAAGAAGAGAAAGAGAGCAGGUGAUGAGCCACCACCACCAACUUCAACUAAAACCAGGCAAUUUGGACUGGUUAUGCAUUGCUCCAACUGCAAAGAAGCUGGACACACAAAAGCCAAAUGCAAAAAACUAAAGACUACAACCCCACAGACACAGGUGGAGAAGAAGAAAGGAGGUCGCCCACCUUCCAAAAACCCAAGUGAGGAAACUUUGAAGAGGAGGAAGAGGAACGAGAAACAGUUGGCAAGGGAGACAAGGGAUAAUGCACAAGCAGCUCCAAAUGCAGGGUCUUCCAAUCCUACAACUUGA